GGCCGGAAGUGGGGGCCGCUCAGUCCCUACUUCCGGUAGCGCCUCGCUGCUCCGGAGCGGCGGCGGCCGCGUAUGCAGUUUCCAUGGGGACCGAGGAUGGCGGCGCGAGGUGAGCUCCGGAGGUGAACGGCUGUCCUCCACGCCCCUGGAAAUCCUCUUCUUUCUCAACGGCUGGUAUUAUGCCACCUACUUCCUGCUGGAACUCUUCAUAUUUCUGUAUAAAGGUCUCCUGCUACCGUAUCCAACAGCCAAUCUGGUGCUGGACGUGGCGAUGCUGCUCCUCUCCCUCGGAAUUGAAGUGAUUCGGCUGUUUUUUGGUUCGAAGGGAAACCUCUGCCAGCGAAAGAUGCCCCUCGCCAUUAGUGUGGCCUUGACCUUCCCAUCUGCCCUGAUGGCCUCGUAUUACCUGCUGCUGCAGACCUACGUGCUCCGCCUGGAAGCCAUCAUGAACGGCAUCUUGCUCCUCUUCUGUGGCUCUGAGCUGCUGCUGGAGGCGCUCACGCUGGCCGCCUUCUCCAGUGUGGACAGGAUUUGAAGUCCAAACAUUUCAGCCCGCAGCCCUCCGAGGCUGAGACGCUCGCGCUUCUGGGACUUCAGCCACACCAGCGAGAGAGGGCGGGUCACGUGGUCCGAGGCAGAGUCGCAGCUUCUCCUCAGCACAGACAUUUGGGCCACAAACCGAGCAUAAGGCCACUGGGCACCGACUAGACAGGACCAUCAGCCGGAGAGACUUGUCUACGCUCCAGCACAGGGAGGGGCACGGCGGUCCCCGUCCUGGCCAUCCUCAGGCCCGGCUCCUGUUGACCGCCAGUCCUCCUCGCUGACCAUCGUGGCCAGAGCAUCUCGUGUGGACCAUGUGGGCUCCUUGGCUUCCGCAGGGCCUGAGCCACUCCCUACCCCGUGUGCCGUGCCCGCCUGUCCCGCACCAGCACGGAGCUCCAAGGGGCGCAGCCUCCAUCCUGCAGGGCCUGAGCGCCAGCCCUUUUUAGUAGCUCAGUGUUAUUUUUCUAUCCCAUCAUGACGCAAACAUUGUUUUAUAAUAAAUGUGUAUUUUCUGUUG
This is a messenger RNA of Myotis myotis, 1060 nucleotides long. RefSeq names its product transmembrane protein 216 (gene TMEM216). The transcript has 5 exons. The coding region runs from base 272 to 535 and encodes 87 amino acids. Lineage: Eukaryota; Metazoa; Chordata; Mammalia; Chiroptera; Vespertilionidae. Gene Ontology annotation, cellular component: ciliary transition zone. Gene Ontology annotation, biological process: non-motile cilium assembly. The record is from RefSeq and is a predicted model, not a curated record.